GCUCGCUCUAGCAAUUCUGUGCUGCUCAGAUUCGGUUUAGUUCAUUUCCGCAGCUGGCGGCGUUGGCAGUAUCGCGAUUACGACUAGCAGUUGCGAAGUGAGAUUCUGAUUUUGAAUCGGUUUCGGGAUCAUAUCGCGGGUACGCACAUAUGUAUGUGGCGUAGGGUACCGAGCUCUGACAGCACUAGGUGAUCCAGGAGUGGAGUGUCGGGUCAGGUCGAAACUUUCGGCUUGAUUCUCAGUCAGGUGCAGGCCAUUCGGCAGGCGGUCGGCGGAAGAGUGCAUCGCGUAGUAUUCGAAUAUAAAAAUAAAUAAAAGCACCGAAACAAACUAAAAACUACUGGUGCAGGAAGAGCUGUGCUGCCAAUUGGCGGGCUUGCCAAGGAGAUACUAUACGGAUCCCAUUGGAAAUACCGAUUACGGAAUAGAGAAUACAGAAUACUGAAUAGUGAACAGAGUGGUCAAACGGACAUGGAGCGGAAGGUGUACCAGGACACAACUCGACCGCUCCCCAGGGUUUCGCAAGCUCGGUACUACAACAAGCACGACAAGAGCGAUCUGGGCGAGGACUUUGUAGCCCCCGAUGCGGGGUGGGCGUGGCUCGUUUGCGUGGCCGCUGGGGUAUCCAAUCUGUCCAUCUACCCCUGCCUGCAACAGUUCGGCUUCCUGUUCAGGGAGCGCCUCUCCGAUCUGGGGAUGUCCAGCUCCCAAAUCACGGCCAUCAUAAACACAAAUCCGGCCGUAUCCGCCUGUACAGGUCUGCUCAACGGGCCGAUGUUCCGGAGAUUCACCUUUCGGCAGGUGGCUAUGGCCGGCGCGCUCCUCAUCUCCGGCGGCAUCGCCCUGACCGCCUUCUGUGAGACUUUUGUGGGCUACAUGGUGGCCUACGCCCUUCUGUUCGGCUUCGGCAUGGGCAUCAGUGUGUCCGCUUCCUCGCUGGCGAUCAACACGUACUUUCAGCAGAAGCGUCGUCGGGCGGCGGGAUUCUCGUGGACGAUCACGGGCCUGGGCCCGAUCUUCCUGCCCCACCUGGUCACCUUUCUGCUGCCCAUCUACGGCGUGCAGGGCACCACCCUGCUCUUCGCCGCCAUCUCGCUGCACGCGUUCGUCUGUGCGCUGAUCUACCAGCCUGUUCGUUACCAUGUGAAGCUGCCGGAGGAUCCGCCGGCGGAUCCGGAGCAGCAGGCGGAGCAGGCGAGCCACUUGUGUGCCCACUGCGCCUGGCAGCAGAAACGCGAGCCGGGCGGCAUCUUCUCCAGCCAGUAUCUGUGGCAGGACGACGACGCCCAGCGCCCAGGCUACGAGAUCUGUGAGCCCGGCACUCCGAUGCUCUCGCGGGCAAACGAUGGAUGGUAUGGAUCGCGGCUCUCGUUGACCUCGGGUCGCUUGCGAUUCCGCACCAUUUCCAGCUCCAAGGACCUGGAGCAGACGCAGCGGCUCCACUGCCCCAUAAGCGAGGAGCAGAGCAGUCACGAGGCCGAUGAGUUUCUGCGCCCCAAUAACUUUCGGCGGGAGCGGGUGGAGUCCAAUCUGGAGGCCAAGCUGUGUUGUCGCUGCGCGGAGCGGCGAGAGGAGCACAAUAACAACCAUAAUAACAAGAAGGAGAAGGAGCCGGAGGAGGUUGGGCUGGCGGUGGAGGAGGCUCCCCUCCACGAUCCCCAGAUGAGUUUUCUGGCCAAGGUGGUGACCUUCUUCGAUCUCGACCUUCUGCGUGACUUCACCUUCGUCAAUCUGGUGGCCGGACUGACGAUAAUCAACUUCGGGGAGCUCAACUUCUCCAUCCUGACGCCCUUCAUCCUGGCAGACUUUGGGUUCGACACGCCGCAGGUCACCUUGGCGAUGUCGCUGCUGGCGGGCAUGGACAUCACCAUGCGGUUCCUGGUGCCCUUCCUCACCGAGAAGAUCCCGUGGGACAACCGGGUCUUCUUCCUCAUCGGCGUGGUGGGCAUCGCCCUCGGCCGCACAGUGGUGGCCUGCACCCGCUCGUACAGCAUGAUCCUCUGCAGCUUCGUGUGGAUCGGCCUUUGCAAGGGCGUGCGCACCAUCUUUUGGCCCCUGAUCAUUCCCGGCUAUGUGCCCCUGAACCGCCUGCCAGGAGCCUCGGGACUGCAGCUCCUGAUCUCCGGCCUCUUCACCCUGAUAUGCGGGCCGUUUGUCGGCCUGGUGCGGGAUCGGUACAACUAUUCGGUUACCCUGCACUGUCUCAAUAUGAUGUCCUUCGUGGCGGCGGCCUCCUGGACGGUGGAGGCCCUAGUUCGGCGGCAUCGUCGCAAGCAGCGCCUGGUGGACAGCUGAAGGACCUUCAGAUGGCGUUAUGCAACCCAAAGACAUUGUAGCAUAAGAACCACUUUUUUUUGCUAGCCCUAAGGAAAUGUUUUGUACAAUAAAUGUGCCUUAACAUUA
Drosophila biarmipes is the source of this 2403-nucleotide messenger RNA. RefSeq lists its product as uncharacterized. Gene Ontology annotation, biological process: monocarboxylic acid transport; transmembrane transport. NCBI's taxonomy places the organism in Eukaryota, Metazoa, Arthropoda, Insecta, Diptera, Drosophilidae. Bases 472 to 2295 code for a protein of 607 amino acids. The record is from RefSeq and is a predicted model, not a curated record. Gene Ontology annotation, molecular function: monocarboxylic acid transmembrane transporter activity. The transcript is spliced from 5 exons.